Messenger RNA from Cyprinodon variegatus (sheepshead minnow), 1364 nucleotides. RefSeq names its product phosphatidylcholine transfer protein (gene pctp). The record is from RefSeq and is a predicted model, not a curated record. Bases 68 to 817 code for a protein of 249 amino acids. Lineage: Eukaryota; Metazoa; Chordata; Actinopteri; Cyprinodontiformes; Cyprinodontidae. Gene Ontology annotation, molecular function: phosphatidylcholine intramembrane carrier activity; phosphatidylcholine binding. The transcript has 6 exons.
GUUGUUGUUUUUUUCCUUUUGGCUGACAGCUCAGCUGACCGGCCGCUGUCAGAAGAGCUGAGCCGUCAUGUCGCUGCAGUUCACGGAUGAGGAGUUUCAGAGCGCCUGGAAGGAGCUGGACGCUCCGCAGCUGGACGGAGGCUGGGAGCUCUUCACCGAGACCAUGGGGGUCCAGAUCCACCGGCUCUACGACAAGGAAACUGGACUUUAUGAGUACAAAGUCUUCGGUGGGCUCGGCAGCUGCAACCCAGAGCUCUGCGCAGACGUCUACAUGGACCUGAUGUAUCGGAAACAUUGGGACGGAUAUGUUAAAGAGCUCUAUGAGAAGGACUUUGGUGGACAAACGGCGAUCUACUGGGAAGUGAAAUACCCGUUUCCUCUGUCAAACAGAGAUUAUGUUUAUGUAAGGGAGCGAAGAGACCUGGACAUUGAUGGGAGAAAGAUCUGGGUGAUUCUGGCCAGGAGUUCACCACAGACGGCCUGUGCAGAGAAGAAAGGUGUGCUGAGAGUCAACGACUACAAGCAGAGCGUCGCCCUGGAGAGCGACGGAGCCAGCGGCACGAAAGACUCUGACCCAACCGUACAGGGGCCUCUGGGAGCUCUCUGUCCUUCCCUCUGCUCCAUUAUUCUCCUCAUGUUGUUCACUGAUGUGUUGCUUUUGUUGCUCCUCCUAGGUGGGUCCAUUUGGCUCUUCUCCCUGACUAAUGUGCGUCUUUCUUUGUUUUGUUUUCUUCCCUUCCAGAGCGGCGUCCCAGGCUUCAUUAAGGAUUUGCAGACGGCCUGUGGCAAUUACAAAACGUACUGCGAGAGGAAAUGAGUGCAGCUGAGUGGGGACGGCGGCCCAAUCUGGAGAGAUUUAAUGAGUUUACUUGCAGCUUUGGGUUCUUUGGGUUCUGGGUGACUUCGGCCGGUCGUCCCGUUUUAUUGGCCGGGCAAAAGGUGAAUCGAUUGUAUCCUGAUGUGCUGUGUUUACCGUGUGAACAAUCACGCACUCCUCUCUCUUUGGCAUGCAGGAACCUUCAGAUGAUUUUUCAUUUUAAUCUAUGUAGACUUGAAGAUGUGACUCAUUCCGUUUGGCUGGAUUGGCUGAGGCAAUCUCCCCUCUGCCUGUUGACCUUUUGUGUUGAAUAGGAGAUUGAAUAUCUUUUAACCUCGACUCCGUUGGGAUGUUUUGCUAUUCCAAAUCACUGGGAUUUUAUUAUUUCUGCAAGGAGGUGAAUUUUCUAAAAACUUUCACAGGUGCAGAACUUUUGCAGCUCAUGGCUUCUUUAUGAUAUGAGAUAUUGGAUUGUUUUAAGGUGAACACCUGUACCUCAAUGUCACUUUCUUCUGCAGCUGUAUUGAUAAAAAUAAAGUCAGUUUUA